Molecule: messenger RNA, 1418 nt
Organism: Neolamprologus brichardi
Lineage: Eukaryota; Metazoa; Chordata; Actinopteri; Cichliformes; Cichlidae
Gene: tomm22
Product: translocase of outer mitochondrial membrane 22 homolog (yeast)
Biological process (GO): intracellular protein transport
Cellular component (GO): mitochondrial outer membrane
Source: RefSeq, a predicted model, not a curated record
AUUGACCCCUGACCUCCUGUCGUCAUCCGACCCCGAGUCUCACGUUUUCCUACUGUGACCUCAGACAGUCAGCACACUUCCGAGCUUUACCUUUAGCAGCAGGUAAAACCUCAGAAACACAUUAUUCUGGCCGCAGUGACUCUCGUUGUUCUGAUUUAGUCGCGGAUUUAACAGGAAGGAAAAAAUGGCCGGAGUCGAGGAGCUGUCCCCCGCUACGAGCUCGGUGUCCGUACGGCCCCCAGAGGACGAGAUUGACGACGACGAAGAUGAAGAUCUGGAUGAGACGCUGAUGGAGAGAUUGUGGGGCCUGACUGAGAUGUUUCCUGAAACGAUGCGCACAGCUGCAGAGGUGUCUGCACACUGCUCAGUCUCAUUGAUUAAAAAGUUCUACAGUUUUUCCCGCUCUGCGCUCUGGGUCGGCACUACCUCCUUCAUGAUCCUGGUGCUGCCUGUUGUGUUUGAGACAGAAAGACUACAGCUGGAGCAGCAGCAGCUACAACAGCAGAGACAGAUCCUGUUGGGUCCUAACACUGGAAUGUCCGGUGGGAUGCCGGGCAUGAUGCCUCCUGCACCCGGCAAGAUGUGAGGGGGCAGGAAGGGCCUACAGGAGCCUGAGAUCUGCUGUUGGAGAGGCAGCAGAGUCACUCGGAAGGAGAGACAGAGAGACCAGAGAGAAGAGCGAAGACCUGAAGUUUAAAGAAAAAAAGGCAGAGGCUGUAUGUCAGCAGCGUUCAGCUCACUCCAGCGAUAUUGUGGAGGAGGAUGUGAUGUGUGUCCAACACUUCCCUCUCGCUGUCUCUCCUUACUCCCAGGAUCAUGCAGAGACUGAUUUCCAGAAGCACAGCUUCUGUUAUUUUUCUUUUUUGGGUUCUUUUUUCUUUCUUUUUUUUUAAAAUACUUAUAUCCGCAUAAAUAAUUUCUUCAUAGGGGAUAUCAGUUGAAGUUGGAUACAGUGAAAAGAGAAGUGUGGAAGUUAGCGGUGGUAUAGCUCGGUGUUUGUAGUCAGAAGAAUGGUACUCUCAUUGGUAGUUCAGGUCAUCUUCAUAUGCUUAUUGGUUCCCCUUGCAUGUGAAGAAUGAAGUUAGAAUAUCUGAUCAUAUGUGACAAGUUUUAUUAAAUUAUAAGAUGGGUGUCUACAUUGACCACGUGCUGUGGUUCCGUCUUUGUCUCAGAUCACCAGUGUACUAUAUGUGUAUAGUAUGUCAGAGUGUAAUGCCUCUCGCUUUGAACUUUCCACAGUUAUUGGUUUUAUCGUGUCCUCCUGGUUAAAUGACGCUGAUGUGUUCAGUCUUAAUUGAAUGUAAUUUUGUUUUCCUCUGUUGUCAUUCAUAUGACAGUAUUUUAUAAUCUCUACUGAGCAACCCCAUGAUUUUGUUUUGUGUUCAACAUGACUGCCACAAUUAAAACACCAAAUCAAA